Molecule: messenger RNA, 3871 nt
Organism: Coturnix japonica (Japanese quail)
Lineage: Eukaryota; Metazoa; Chordata; Aves; Galliformes; Phasianidae
Gene: RUSC1
Product: RUN and SH3 domain containing 1
Cellular component (GO): cytoplasmic vesicle
Molecular function (GO): protein binding
Source: RefSeq, a predicted model, not a curated record
CCCACGUUGGGGGCUGCGCUCAGUGGGGCGGGCGGUUCGGGGCGGCCCCUCCCCGCCGCAUUCAGCGACCGGAGCCGCCGCAGCGCGGAGCGGUCUGCGCUGCCGUCGAGGCACGGAAGGUUCCCCCGGCGCUGGGAGGAGCCGGAUGGUGUGAGCGGAACCGGCCGAGCGAGGAGCCCCGCAGCUCCCAGGAGGAGGAGGAGGAGGAGGAGGACGGCGUCAUGCUGGCUCCGAAGAAAGGGCUGCUGUGUAACCUCAACCACAUCCACCUGCAGCACAUCUCCCUCGGGCUGCAUCUCUCCCGGCACCCGGAGCUUCAGGACAGCACCGGGUUGGGGGAGCAGAAAUGCUGCAGCGGUUGUCGGGAGAGCUGCGAGCAAGUGGACGCCAAUUCCAACAGCCCCUCUUUAAAAUGCCGAUGCUGCCAAUCCCACCCCGAGCUGCCCGCGGUGCUGGGCCUGCAGAACCAGCCGGUACCGGAGGAGGAGGAGUUCCCCCACCUGCACGAUGGGGAGGAGGCGGUUUCCCCUUGUGAUCCUCCUUCCACCUCCUCCUCGGUCAGCAGCUGCUCUGAUUUCAGCCUGGAUGAGUCCCCGGUGUCGGUGUAUUACAGGGGGUUCCCAGCAGAAGGUUCUCAAUCUCCUACAGAGCAGCUCGGCGUUGUUCCUGCUGAAGAUGAGCAGGAUGAGCCUGGGGUGGUUGAGGGGAGAGACCCCAACCUGAACCCAGCAGCGCUGCAGGGGGAGGAGGAUCUCACCGGGGGGAGCCCCGACAGCCUCUGCAGCAGCAGCAGCAGCGGCAGCAGCUCGCUGGGUUCACACUACGAUGAAACCUCAGCCGUGCAGCAGAACGCAGCCAGCCCCAUAGACCUCAAUUGCAACCCCCUGCCCGACAGCAGUGCUGCACCGUGUGGUUGGGAGCAGAGCCUGAACAACGCUCCCAAACCGCAGCCACGGCUGGGCAGCGUCCCCCCUCCCGUCCCACCGCGGCCAAAGAGGCGGCUGCAGCUCCUUAACGGGCACGGAGCGGAGCGGCCGGCUCUGCCUGCGAGGCCAGCAGCGCCCGAACCCGGCUCUGAGCUGUGCAGGGAUGAAGCCAAGAAGAACAUCACCUCCUUCCACGAGCUGGCUCAGAAGAGGAAGAAGAACACGGCCGGGAUCGCUCCGAUCCCAACCAGGGUGGAUCGAAGCGACUGGUUGAUCGUUUUCUCACCCGAUACCGAGCUGCCGCCCCACAACGAGCUCCUGCCCAGCACAGCGGGUCGGGACACGAAGCAGCCCCAGCAGGAAUGGGGGGUGAAGCAUCCCGGCUCCGUGCAAAGGGAGGUCACCACGUUCAAGGAGCUGCGUUACCGCAGCGCCUCUAAUAAACCUAAGGGUCAACAAACGGCCCCGCAGCGCCCACCCCCACCCCCGGGGGGGUCUGAUGGCUCCAGCUGGGGGUCAGGGCUGGGGGGGAGGCUGCCAGCACCCCCCGAGAGCCAGCAGGGACGGAGGAGACCCCGACCCGCAUUGCAGCCCAUUGCAGAGGGACGGCAGCGGGACGCAGGGCUGCCCCUGCAGAGCCGCCCUGGGGAGCAUCGCGGCUGUGACACGCGGACAUGGAGGAGCGGGGGGUCCGGUGGGGACCCCCGAGGGUCGGGAGAGGCUGAGAGCAGAGAGGAGACGCAUGAGGAGGCAGCCCGGCCCUCCCCACCCGCUGCCGGAGCUCCGGGCGCAGCGCAGCCCCACGGGGACGGCCCGGACGGACGGCGGGGAGCUUUGGCCGAGCAGAAGAAAGCUCUGCUGAUCGCUGUCAGCACCGCCGUGGAUAAAGUCAUCGCCCACUUCAGCUCCGCACGGAACGUGGUGCAGAAGGCUCAGCUGGGGGACAGCUGGCUCAGCCCUGACGUGGGCUACCUGCUGCUGCACACCCUGUGCCCUGCUCUUUAUGGUCUGGUGGAGGACGGGCUGAAGCCCUUCCAGAAGGAUGUCAUCACAGGACAGAGGAGGAACUCACCCUGGAGUGUGGUGGAAGCCUCCGUGAAGACAGGCCCCAACACUCGCUCUCUCCACAACCUGUGCUGGCGUGUGGCUGGGCUGGCUCCUCUCAGCAGCACCAGGCAGAAGUUUCAUGCCUUUAUCCUCGGCCUUUUGAAUACGAAGCAGCUGGAGCAGUGGGUCUCACACCUGCAGAAUAGCCCAGGUGUCAUCUCCAUGCUGUAUUUUCCUACUGCUUUCUUUGCUCUGAGCCAAGGCCCUCUCCCUCAUCUUGCUGACGAACUGCUGCUGCUCAUCCAGCCCCUCUCGGUGCUGACCUUCCACCUCGACCUGCUCUUCGAGCACCAUCACCUCUCCGUGGACGUAAGGCCUUUGUCCCGUCGGAUGGACUCACCCCCAUCUCCCACCCAUCACUUUGCUCAGGGGGCUGCGCAGCCGCUGGAGGGUCAGAGCAGCACCACAGGGGCCAGCCUGGAAGACGAGCUGCCCCCCGAUACUCUGGGGAGGGCACCUACAGCAGAGGAGAGCCCACGGUCCCAGUGCCAAGCAGCCGUGCGCAGCCCACAGAUGGGGGCUGCCCUGCAGCAGACCUUCCAGCACGUGCUGCGUUGGGGCGACCAGCUCAGCCGUGCUUUCCUGGGGGCUGACAGCUCCCCGGGGGUCGUUAGGCCUGAGGCAGGCACUUGGGAUACAGGAGCUGGCCCCAGCGGCUGGUGGGCUCAGCUGAGCCAGGCCUCCAGGAUUUACACUGCUCCCAGCAAGGAAAGGUUCCCCUUCGUCUGGUGGACAAAGCUGCGGAUGGCUGCGGUGGAUCCCAGCCCUGACCAGGUGGUUCAGCCCCCUCUGAGGGAGCCCAAAGGCACCGAGCUGCAGCUGCUUCAGACCAAAGCUCUCCCUGAACUCUCCAGUCCCAACUCCAGCAGCAGUGCUGACACCUCCGGGACCUCUUCCCCCGAAGACCUCGUCCUGCUGGCUGGAUCACCCCUCCCACCCGCUGCACAGAAACCCCUGGCUGCUCCCCCACAACCCGGUGCAGGCAGGAGCCAGGCGGCACCUCCCGACCCAGGAGCCUGCAGUGCUGGCCCUGACAGGGGCAGCUGGCUGGGCCGACUCUUUGGAGCCAGCAGCCCCUCUGCCAGGAGCUCCCCUCCCAGCCCCGAUGGCAUCACAGUGAGAUCCAGGAGACCUUCCAGCUGGCUGUCACCCAGCUCCCGUGUCCUGGCCGUGGUGGUGAAGGGGCUGGUGGCUGAGAAGAGCCGAGCCCCACAACAGCCUGAAAAGAAGCUGCCGGAUUCACUGCAGACCCACAGAGCGGUCCGGGCGCUGUGUGAUCACGUUGGUGCUGCUGACGGUCACCUGAGCUUCCAAAAAGGAGACGUUCUGCAGCUGCUCUCCACCGUGGAUGAAGAUUGGAUCCGCUGCUGCCAUGGAAAUAGCACUGGCCUAGUUCCUGUGGGCUACACGUCGCUCAUCUUGUGAGGAGGAGGAGAUGUGAGGAAGCAGCUGAUCUUGCAGCACCUCCCUGUCCCAUCUCCAUCACUUCCAGGCCUGGAUGCUUUGCAGGGGUCCCUCCUGCUGCUCCUUGUAUUUACCUCCUAUGGGUGUUGUCACAGCCCUGCUGCCACCUCACCACAGCCCCUCAUUGGGACCUGCUCUUAUUCGUGUUCUCUGGGGGCCAACAGGGACCCCAACCCCACGCGUCCCUCUCAGCCCCACAUUGCCGUCUCUGUGCCAUCGUGUCCCAUCACUGCCACCUAAUUCCAUUGUGCCCCGCUUUGCUGCAGGGCUGGAGGACCCCAGCCAGCCCCGUGCUGCCCCAUCACCGUGUAAAUAGUUGUAACCACGGGAAGAUGCUUAUUCCAAGGGGAAAUAAAGGCUGUGACUCGCGUGUU